AUCAGACAUCAGUGACUUAUAGUCUGAUUAUUUUCAGACAACGUUUAAACAUUUUAUAUUUUAUUUUUAUAUAAUAAAAUCAUUUUAUAUAGUAUUUAUUAUUACAGUGAAUUUGAAAUACUUUUAAAAAGUUAUAAAUAAGGAAAAUAUUGAACUUUCCAUCAAAAUAAAAGACUAGGAGUGACUCAAUACCCGAGCACAUUAUGGCCACUCGAUGGGGGAUAUUAAGCGCCGGCAAAAUCAGCCACGACUUUGUCUCAGCUCUCAGGACACUGCCUACCGAUGAACACGAGUUGGUGUGUGUGGCGGCCAGGGAUCUGAAAUCUGCUCAGGAGUUCGCCCGACUUCACGGCAUUCCCAAAGCGUAUGGAUCUUACGAUGAGUUAGCCCGGGAUCCGCGCGUCGAAGUGGUAUACGUGGGGACUAUACAUCCGCACCACUUGUCGGCCACUAAACUACUACUAAAAAACGGCAAAAACGUUUUGGUCGAGAAACCCUUAACCCUUAACCUGAAAGGCACUCAGGAGUUGACAUCCCUGGCCCGCAAACACAACCUCUUCUUAAUGGAGGCCCUGUGGUCGCGAUUUCUACCCUCCUAUGAGUUCGUCAUGAAUGCCAUUAACACCGGUAUUAUUGGCGACGUAAACCACGUGACUGUUAACUUCGGAAUGCCUAUCGCGGACGUGGAUCGGGUCAACCGGAAGGAGUUGGGCGGCGGAACGGUAAUAGACAUCGGUAUCUACACGUUAAAUGUGGUGCAAAUGGCGUUCGGCGGCGAAAAGCCCACUGAAAUCAAGGCGAUCGGCCAUUUGAAUGAGAAUGGAGUGGACGAGAGUAUGACGGCUGUCCUCAAGUACAGCAAUGGCCGCACCGCUAACGUAGCCACCAGUGCUCGGGUCAAGUAUCCUUGUGAGGCACAUAUAGUCGGCACUAAAGGAGUUGUCAGGAUACCGUUCCCGUUCUGGUGCGCCGACAAGAUAUACCUGAAUGACGUGAAGUAUGAGUUUGAUUUACCACAACCGGCCGAGAUAUGCAACUUCUGGAACAGCUGUGGGCUCCGGUAUGAGGCCGAGGAGGUCCGCAAAUGUCUGAUCGCCGGCAAAGUCGAGAGCGCCGUUAUGUCGCACAAGGACUCGGAGCUGUUGGCGGCCAUUAUGGAUGAGAUUCGCAGACAGAUUGGCGUCAAGUAUGACGUCGACUAGUGUUACCCUGGUGCUCAUUAUACUUGUUUUAUUGUCGCUAUUUUUCUCGAAUACCUCUUAAUAUAUCUCAUCCGGCAUUAAAUGACUGAUUAAUAAAUGCUCACAAACUUUGUAUAACGUAAUCAAAGUAAAGCUAUUUUGAAUAAAUUUACUUUCAAAUGAGAA
Oppiella nova is the source of this 1367-nucleotide messenger RNA. The record is from the annotation of a GenBank genome assembly. Lineage: Eukaryota; Metazoa; Arthropoda; Arachnida; Sarcoptiformes; Oppiidae.